Messenger RNA from Podospora pseudocomata, 578 nucleotides. RefSeq lists its product as uncharacterized. Lineage: Eukaryota; Fungi; Ascomycota; Sordariomycetes; Sordariales; Podosporaceae. The coding region runs from base 1 to 372 and encodes 123 amino acids. The record is from RefSeq and is a predicted model, not a curated record. The transcript is spliced from 3 exons.
AUGGCUCGUGAAGGAACCCGUUCGUCCACCGGCAACUCCAAGCCGCGUGUCUUUCAGACUGUCGACACCGCUCCUGCCGUGAAGAGGACCACCAAGCCCAAGGCUGCGAAGGGGGAGACCAAGGGCGCCAAACCCACCGGUGUAACCAAGAAGAAGGCCGCCCCCAAGAAGGAGACCGUUGCGAAGAAGGCCAAGGCUGCUGUCAAGAAGGCCGCGCCCAAGAAGAUAGCCGAGAAGGCCGAGAAGACGGAGAAGGCCGACAAGCCCGAGAAGGCUGAGAAGGCUGAAAAGGCCGAGAAGGUUGAGAAGGUCGAGAAAGCUGAGAAGCCCAAGACAACAACCAAGAAGAAGGAGGCUGCUGCUGCCAAAUAAACGGUAACCGGCGUGUCCCAUCUCUCUUCCUCUUCCCUGUGCAAAGCUACAUCAACACACGGGGAACUCUUCAGUGCACAUUCUUGGAUGUCAGGGUCUCUUAUCUUUCCCGAGUAUUUAAUCCCCUUGGCUAUAUAUAUAGUAACUGGCUUUUUCUCUGUGUGUAAGGAGCGUCUUGGUUAUAUAUUUCGGUUCUUUUUUAUCUG